Messenger RNA from Eutrema salsugineum, 972 nucleotides. RefSeq names its product agamous-like MADS-box protein AGL21. The record is from RefSeq and is a predicted model, not a curated record. The transcript has 8 exons. Gene Ontology annotation, biological process: positive regulation of transcription by RNA polymerase II. Bases 165 to 869 code for a protein of 234 amino acids. Gene Ontology annotation, cellular component: nucleus. Lineage: Eukaryota; Viridiplantae; Streptophyta; Magnoliopsida; Brassicales; Brassicaceae. Gene Ontology annotation, molecular function: protein dimerization activity; DNA-binding transcription factor activity, RNA polymerase II-specific; RNA polymerase II cis-regulatory region sequence-specific DNA binding.
GUUGACUCUUGGCUCAACCUUCCUAUCUCUCUCUUUCUUCCUUUCUCUUUCUCCUUAUAUGUUCCUCUUCUUCUUCGUUUCCCUUUUGGUCUUGCUAAGAUCUAAAAAAACAAAACCCUAGAAAAGAGAAGAACCGGAGGAGAAUCAAUUGGAGGAUAAAAUUGAUGGGAAGAGGGAAGAUUGUGAUCCAAAGGAUCGAUGAUUCUACUAGUAGACAAGUCACUUUCUCCAAACGAAGAAAAGGUCUUAUCAAGAAAGCCAAAGAGCUAGCUAUUCUCUGCGACGCGGAGGUCGGUCUCAUCAUCUUCUCCAGCACCGGAAAGCUUUAUGACUUUGCCAGCUCCAGCAUGAAGUCAGUUAUUGAUAGAUACAACAAGAGCAAGAUCGAGCAACAACAACUAUUGAACCCCGCAUCAGAAGUCAAGUUUUGGCAGAGAGAGGCUGCGGUUCUAAGGCAAGAAUUGCAUGCUUUGCAAGAAAAUCAUCGGCAAAUUAUGGGGGAGCAACUAAAUGGUUUGAGCGUCAAUGAGCUAAACAAUCUUGAGAAUCAACUGGAGCUAAGUUUGCGUGGGAUUCGCAUGAAAAAGGAACAAAUGUUGACUCACGAAAUCCAAGAACUAAGCCAAAAGGUCACAAUGAGAUAUAGGAACCUCAUUCAUCAGGAAAAUCUCGAGUUAUCUAGAAAAGUACAACGGAUUCAUCAAGAAAAUGUGGAGCUCUACAAAAAGGCUUAUACGGCGAGCACAAACGGGUUUAUACACCGUGAACUAGCUGUCGCGGAUGAUGAAUCCCAAUAUACUCAGAUUCGGCUGCAACUCAGCCAACCCGAGCAUUCCGAUUAUGAGACCCCACCAAGAGCAAGCGAAUGAUUGAAGUUCGAAGAUAUCAUGAUGCUGAAGAACAAAUCAAAGGUUUGGUUUUUAUUGGAAACAAAGAAGAAGCUCCAAGAAACCAAGCCAUGAUAAGCAGCAU